AAGAAAAGAAAAGAAAAAAAGAACAGAAAAAAACGAGUACUGCUGCCGGUGCCGGGGCGAGUAAAUACGGCAGAACUUAGGGUUUUGAGAAACCUCGGGGACGCAGAAAAUCAAAACGAAAGCUUUGCUUCGAUUCGUCCUCCUCCUACUCUGGACCUCUGUUCUUGGAUAUUGUCAACAAUAAUCUAAUAUGGGCGACAAUGGGGAUGAGCUCAAUGGCUACACCGUUAUUAAAGAAGGGGACGCCGAGAUACUUAUGCAUACCAGCAACAUCGUCUUCUUUAACAAAGCCCAGGUGAAUAACAGAGACAUGUCUAUUGCUGUUUUAAGGACAUUUGUUGAAAAACACAAAGAAGAAUAUGUCGCCAUUUCACGUGGAAAAGUAAAAUCUGAAACUAUAAUCAAUGAAGCCACCCCAUCUAGCUCACCAAUGAAGGAAACAAACACUGUUAAUGGUGAAGAGAAGAUUAUGGAUUUUGAUGUCACCUCAAAUGGGCUUCAUCGGGAGGAGGAUCAUGAUUCUGUGGAUGCAUUAGAUGACGUCUCAAAAAAGAUAUCUGUCAAAGGCUGUUGUGGAGUACCGAAAGCUCCCAAAGUUCUAGAGGCUUUGGCUGCUUCUGGAUUGAGGGCACUUCGCUAUGCUCUUGAAGUGGAUGGGCUUGGUCCAGUUAUUGCCCUAGACAAUGAUGAAGCAUCUAUCAAAGCUUGCAUGAGAAAUAUCAAAUUCAAUGGGUCCACCGCAUGUUCAAAGGUUGAAGCCUAUCAUGCAGAUGCACGAGUUUACAUGCUUACCAAUCAGAAAGAAUUUGAUGUGGUGGAUCUUGAUCCUUAUGGAUCGCCCUCAGUUUUUCUAGACUCAGCUGUACAAGCAAUCACAGAUGGUGGAAUUUUAAUGUGCACUGCCACUGACAUGGCUGUUUUAUGUGGUGGAAAUGGGGAGGUUUGCUAUUCCAAAUAUGGCUCUUAUCCUUUGAAAGGAAAAUACUGCCACGAGCUGGCUUUGAGAAUUCUUCUUGCUAGCAUUGAGAGCCAUGCUAACCGUUACAAACGUUACAUUGUUCCAAUUCUCUCUGUGCAAAUGGAUUUCUAUAUUCGUGUUUUUGUUCGCAUAUUCACCUCAGCAAGUGCAAUUAAAAACACGCCUCUUAAGCUCUCCUAUGUCUACCAGUGUGUUGGUUGCGAUUCUUUUCAUCUGCAAUGUGUUGGGAGGACUGUUUUUAAAAACAACAGUGUGAGGCAUGCACCCGGAUUUGGCCCCGUUGUUCCUCAAGUGUGCUCAGAUUGUGGUAAAAAGUUUAACAUGGGGGGACCAAUAUGGUCUGCUCCGAUGCAUGAUCAGGAAUGGGUCCUUUCUAUAUUGGAAAAUGCCAAAGCCAUGAAAGAACGAUAUCCUGCAUAUGGCAAAAUUUUUGCUGUUCUAACGGCUAUAUCGGAGGAAUUGCAUGACGUUCCUCUCUUUCUUAGUCUCCACAACUUGUGCGGCACUUUGAAAUGUACCUCACCCUCUGCUGAAAUGUUUAGAUCUGCAGUUUUCAAUGCUGGGUAUCGUAUUUCUGGAACCCACGUGAAUCCUCUUGGUUUAAAAACUGAUGCCCCAAUGGAAGUCAUUUGGGAUAUCAUGCGCUGCUGGGUCAAAAGCCAUCCAGUUAAAGCUCAACCACGAGAUCAACCCGGAUCAGUGAUUCUUUCCAAGGAACCUAGUCUCCAAGCAAAUUUUUCUCGUGCUUUUGCUUCUCUGAGCAAAGCUCAGGUGAAGAAGGUUGCAAGGUUUCUUCCAAAUCCUGAACGGCACUGGGGUCCUAAGGUAAGAGCAGGGAGACGGAUCUCAAGCAAGCAUGUCUCUCUAUUGGGUCCAGAGGCUAUAAAUAUAUUGGUUGGUAAUGACAAGGAAAAUGAGAUAAGAGAGCCGGCGCAUAACCAUGAAGAGCAGGAAGAUGGUGUUGAGUCUAAGCGACAGAAGACUAGCCAUGAAUAUUUUGAUCAAUGAUAAUAAAUUGAUCAGAGCAAUAUCUUCCAUAUGUAUUCAUGUUUGAUUUAUCAUUUUCUAAUUGAUUUUUAGCUUCACCAUCAAAUUUCGUUUUUGCGUGCGUUGUAUUUAUGGUCUUUAAUGGUGCCUGUGGGUCCAUUAUGAAUGGAUGUUAUGAGAAUAUUGUGGUGAAGUGAGAAGAAUAAUGACAAUUUUGUCUGUGUUAGUUGUGGAAUGUCCAUAACAUUUGGUGCUUUCAAUAAAAUAUGCAA
This is a messenger RNA of Phalaenopsis equestris, 2238 nucleotides long. RefSeq names its product probable tRNA (guanine(26)-N(2))-dimethyltransferase 2. NCBI's taxonomy places the organism in Eukaryota, Viridiplantae, Streptophyta, Magnoliopsida, Asparagales, Orchidaceae. Gene Ontology annotation, cellular component: nucleus. Bases 191 to 1987 code for a protein of 598 amino acids. The transcript is spliced from 12 exons. The record is from RefSeq and is a predicted model, not a curated record. Gene Ontology annotation, molecular function: RNA binding. Gene Ontology annotation, biological process: tRNA N2-guanine methylation.